AGCACAACUCGCAGUUGCGCAUACGGAUGUAUCAUAACCAGCUUGUCCGGGUGUGUCUGAACACCAAACGGAUCUGCUCUUCAAAAUUUUAGAUUUUACAAGCUUUCUAAUUGAAGACACUCCUGGGCCUCCUUCCUGCAGGUCCGGAUGGAGUUUCCUUGGCAGGAGCGCCCUCUGCUGGUCGGGAACGGUAGUGUAGCGUACGUGGACAACAGCAGCUGUUUCAGCAGCACUCAGAGCACUGUUCUGAAGGGCGUCAGCUUCGGGGGCGUGCCUGUGGUGCUGCUCAUCGACUUCACUGUCUUUCUGGUGCUGCUCCUCCUGUUCUCCGCCAUCAGGGGGAAGCUGUGGGACUAUGGCCGGCUGGCGCUCGUCUCCGACAGCGAAGGGUUCAAUGAGAUGUCCCACCGUCGCUACGGACGCACGCUGUCUAGUGGGGAGGAGUCUGAGCAUGAGAGGGGGUUCUGCUCCUGGCUGCCGUUCAUCAUCAGGAUGGACGAGGACAAGGUGAAGGCCAGGUGUGGUAUAGAUGCCGUUCACUACCUGUCCUUCCAGCGUCACCUGAUCAUCCUGAUGGUGCUCAUCACCAUCACCUCUGUGUCUGUCAUCCUGCCUGUCAACAUGUCUGGAGACCUGCUGGGAAAUGACCCCUACAGUUUUGGAAGGACAACUGUUGGUAAUCUCCAGAAAGGGAACAACCUGCUGUGGCUGCACACCGUGUUCGCAGUGCUCUACCUCAUCCUGACGGUGGCGCUGCUCAGGAGACACACCUCCCAGAUGAAGGGCAUGCGCAGAGAGACGGCCAGAACCACUCUGUUUGUGCGUCCCGUUCCUAAAGAAGCCAGCGACCAGGACAUCAAGACCCACUUCAGUGAGGCCUACCCCACAUGCCGUGUGGCUGAUGUGCACCUGAGCUACGACGUGGCCAAACUCAUGCACCUUGACAAGGAGAGGAAACGAGCAGAGAAGAACCUGCGUUACUACGAACGUGAGCUGGAGCGCCGGGGGAGGAGGGAGGUGAUCAACCCCCGCCUCUGUGGUCUGCUCUGCUGCUGCACCACCCGCCACUGUGAGGAGGUGGAUGCUAUAGACUUCUACAGCCAGCAGCAGGAGAGUCUCCAGGAGCAGGUGCAGACCCAGAGAGAGCUGGUCCCACAGCGCCCCCUAGGGAUGGCCUUCGUCACCCUGCAGUCUGAGGCCAUGGCCACAUACAUCCUGAGGGACUUCAACGCGCUGGCCUGUGGGGGCGGGGCCAGUGAGGGGUCAGUCAGGUGUGUGUGUGGAUGGGAGCCCCAACCGUCGUCCGUCAGCCCCGCCCUGAAGGUAAAGCAGUGGAGAGUGCAGUAUGCCCCGAACCCCAGGAACGUCUACUGCCUGCUCAGUCUGGCUGUGUUCUUCCGCUGGCUGUUUGAUAAGGAGUUCCUGUUAGACGGCAAGCUGAGGUUUGAGUGUGUGUUCCUACCUGACCAGGGGGCGUUCUUCGUCAAUUAUGUCAUCGCAGCCGGCCUGGUGGGCUCUGGCAUGGAGCUGCUCCGGUUGCCAGGGUUACUGCUAUACACCAUCCGCAUGAUGUUGGCCCGCUCCGCCGCCGAGAGGAAGUACGUCACCCAGAACCAGGCGUAUGAGUGUGAGUACGGCUCCAUGUACGGCUGGACUCUGUGUGUGUUCAGCGUCAUCAUGGCCUACAGCAUCAUCUGUCCUGUCAUCGUACCUUUUGGUCUGUUGUACCUGCUGCUGAGACACCUGGUGGAUAAACACAACCUUUACUAUGCCUUCCUACCUGCUCGCCUGGACCGGCAGGUGCACCUGGGAGCUGUCAAUCAAGCCCUGGCCGCACCCAUCAUCUGCCUCAUCUGGCUGUACUUCUUCUCUGUCCUCCGGACAGGUUUCAUGGCUGACACCUCUCUCUUCACUCUGGUGGUCAUGUGCAUCACCAUCUUCAUCUGCAUCGGCUACACCUGCUUUGGACACUUCAAAUACCUCAGCCCACACAACUACGUGGUAAAGGAGGAGGAGGAUGCUGAAGGACUGCAGGAGAACAGCAUGCCCUACCUUCCCAGAGUUCUUUACAACACGCCCGCCGCAUCACCAGAGGGGGGGAGAUCCUACCCAUCGUAUGGCUCGACCGAAGGAAGCCCCGCCCACACCAGCCCAUUGGACGACAAUCCCCUGGAGUCUUAGAGGAUUGGUUCUUCUGAACCAGCCAGGCCCACGCAGCCAAUCUGAAACACACCCCAACAUCUCCAACUGUAGGAAACACUGGGAACCAAUCAGCAGGCCACAAUCCACACCUCACCCUAGCUAGCCACCCUCCAGCCCCCCUCACCCUAGCUAGCCACCCUCCAGCCCCCCUCACCCUAGCUAGCCUUCCUCCAGCCCUCUUCCAGAAACCUUAGCAUAAUAAAGCAAACAGAAAUGUAGGUGCCUUAGCCAUAGAUCAAUCAUGCAGUAUUGACAUAUCUAUUAUCUCAUAUGCUUUUACCAGGUCUCACUGCCGACUCUUUCUUUGCCUCAAGUGCCCUCUUAAACUACUGGUAUGCCCAAAGACCUUCAGAGAUAACUGUCCAAACCUGGACGACCUUCUGACCUCUGGAGACCCAGAGACCGGGACACACUGGUGGUCAUGGUUACUGCAGCACCACUGGUGUUCAUGGUUACUGCAGCACAACAAACCUUCAUGAAGAACUGCACAUUCCUGUUUGUACUGUACAGUCUAGUCAUGCUCAGAGGGAGAUUUCUUACCAACAGAUGGCAGGAUUGUACCAUGGAUGUUUGUAUGUUUUAUAGAACCGCUGCUCUAAGACUUUCAAAGGUAAUACUUUACCACAAGUAUUGAAAUGUCUUGAGUCAGGGCUAUUGCAAGGCGAGUUCAUGUAUUUACAUGUUAAUGCGAGGAUACAUUUGUUUAACUGUUUUUCAUAAUGAUGGGUCAAAACAUUUUUUUAAGUGCUUUCCAAAGUGGUUGUGCUAAAUUAAAUUCUAGUGUGGACAGUUAUUUUUGCAACGUUUGUUUAAAUGUUGAUCUGUCCAACAGAUAAAGUUGAAUAUUUAUAUAUGUAACUAUGGGAAGUGGAACUAAACUUUUAUACUUUUCAUGUUUUUCCUUUAUGAAGUUUAAUUUUUAAACUAAUUUUAAAUCAGUUUCAAUUUGCUGGAAUAGUUGUUCAGGCUGACAGACCAUGGCAGUGGACAGGCCUGCAGAUGAACCGCUAGUGCUGUUGUCCUCUUCUCAUGUUGCUAAUAAAGAUUUGAGAUUGAUUUGGAAUUAGUCCUCAA
Molecule: messenger RNA, 3276 nt
Organism: Hypomesus transpacificus
Lineage: Eukaryota; Metazoa; Chordata; Actinopteri; Osmeriformes; Osmeridae
Gene: tmem63a
Product: transmembrane protein 63A
Cellular component (GO): plasma membrane
Molecular function (GO): nucleic acid binding; calcium-activated cation channel activity
Source: RefSeq, a predicted model, not a curated record